Messenger RNA from Sebastes umbrosus (honeycomb rockfish), 2475 nucleotides. It is a transcript of the gene dixdc1a, whose product is annotated as DIX domain containing 1a. The transcript has 15 exons. Gene Ontology annotation, biological process: canonical Wnt signaling pathway. Gene Ontology annotation, cellular component: cytosol. Lineage: Eukaryota; Metazoa; Chordata; Actinopteri; Perciformes; Sebastidae. Bases 614 to 1996 code for a protein of 460 amino acids. The record is from RefSeq and is a predicted model, not a curated record.
GACAGAGCCAUGUCUGACAUCCUCGCUCACUGAAAGAAGGAAGGAUUGAUACAAAGCCAGUGCGUCCGAGCAGAAGAGAAAGAGGGGAAAGGAGGGAGGGAAGGGCAGAGGGAAUAAAUGCAAAAAAGACAAGCAGAGAAAAAAGGGGUGAAAAAGAUGCACAAGAGCUGCAUCAGUUCUCGUCCGCAAGGAACAAAAAACAUUGUGUUCGUGAAUGGGAGCUGGUGAGCUCAAGCACAAGGCGAGUGCAAUGAGAAACCAGGCAGACUUCAGUAGCUGAACACCAAUCCUCCCUCCCUCUGUCUCUCUCUGUCACUCUCUGCCAGCUAGGACUGAGCCUGGGUAUGAUUUAAGGGAACGGUUCAGGGCUUUUGAUUAGGAUUUGGUAGCUUUAUGUUUUAGGAAUAUGCUGCCGGAGAGGAUUUGAACGUGCUGUUAUUUCUGAUUGAACACAGUGUGCGACGUGGAGACGCCUCUGGUUGCUGCUUUCAGGGCUGCUCACCUCCCUGCUGUCUCUGGCUGUGUUUGGGGCUAUGGUCCUGACUGAGAAGCAGAGCAUCACCCAGAUGCGGGGCUACGACUGUAUGGGGGGGUUAAGCUUGUAAACACCAGCAUGGGAGCCAAACAGAUGAAAUGCCUCAGCUCAGCCAGCCCUGCUCACUCCCCGAAAGAGGAGUAUGUUAUCACCCAGUUCGCUGACACCCCUAAAGAAGAAACACUGCAUGAUCAGUCUGAGGACCAGGGGGAACCUCAGGAUGACAAAUCUGAGCUGACAGAGAAGAAAUCUGUCACAGAGGAUGUGUCUCUGUGUGGAUUGUGUCCCUCCCUCGGGCACGAUGUGCAGGAGGAAGAGAAGUCCUGGGAGGAGCAGCUGGACGCCCACCAGGAGCAGCUGGAGAAGGAGAUGCAGGAGGCCAGGAGGAUGGUGUUCCGCCUACAGGCGUUGCUGCUCCAUGGCUCCCUCCCCGAGGAGGACCAGGAUGGAUCUGUUAGCUUCGGAGAUAACCGGGCCAACGCCGAACAGCAGCUGGUUCUAAUCCGCAGUCGUCUGGACCAAAGCAUGGAGGAAGCCCUUGAUCUCAAGAGGGAACUCCUGAGAAACAAGCAGGAGGCACGCCACCUUCAGGCCAUCAAGGAUGCUCUGCAGCAGCGCCUGGCAGUGCAGGAGGAUGCUGUGCUGCAGCUAAAGCAGGAGCUACUGAGGUGCAACAUGGCCAAAGAUCAGCUGGAAGGGGAAAAUGUAGACAUCAAACGCAAGUUGAGUGAACGAAACAAAUUACUUAGUGAAUAUGAGCAGCAGCUCGGGAGGAAGGACCGAAUACUGCAGCAACAGCAGCAAAAGCUCGAUGAAGCUCAACAUAAAGCACAUGAAGUCAGCCUCGGACGGUCAUUCAGGAGUGAAAGCGGUGGUUACUCUAACUCAGUGACUUCGACAUCUCCUGCAGUAUUCAAACACAGUGCACCAGGGGAAGAGCUGCAGCUGGUCAGGGAGGCACUGCGCAGUUUGAGGGACAGCUUCUCCGGCCAUGACCCCCAACAUCACACCCUGGACACCUUGGAGCAGGGCGUGGCCAGUCUCAUGGACCGAUUACUCACUGUGGACAGCCAGCGCAGACAGGACAAAGGGGAGGAAUUUAAAUCACCGGGACGCAGAGCCAACUCGACAGACCGUGACUCCUGGCCACAGAGCUCAAAAAUGGCGCACUCACACAGCAGCCCGGGACUAGACACCGCAUUCUCCACUAAAGUGCUCUACUUCACUGAUCGCUCGCUCACUCCGUUUCUGAUUAACAUCCCAAAAAGGCUGGGUGAGGUGACACUGCGGGACUUCAAGGCCGCUGUGGACAGACAAGGCAGUUUCAGAUACCACUUCAAGGCCCUCGACCCAGAGUUUGGCACAGUGAAAGAGGAGGUAUUCCAGGAUGGAGCUGUCGUGCCUGGCUGGGAGGGGAAGAUUGUAGCGUGGGUGGAAGAGGACCACGGAGAGAGGAGGUAGAGCCCUAAAGCCACAGAUCACCACUACAAACCUCAGUUGUUCCCACUGGACCAGGAUUUCACUGAAAAUACGUGCGAUGCCAUAAUAGAGAAAAUAAUACAGUUAACUGGGACCAAUGGAUGUAACACCAUUUCGAUACAAAACCAUGUUUUGAAAGCGAAUGUUUCAUAUGAAGAAUUUGACUUUGACAUUUGGGUACCACUUUCUUUUAUUUUUUGAAGGAAUGGAUAUUACACAUUGUUUGCAGCUCAUAAAUUAAUGUGUGAGACUACCUAUUAAUGGUCAGUAAUGUGAUACUUGAAACUGAAAGCUUCAAAUGUUAUAAGCUGUGCUCUAAAAAGCUGUAAUCGGUGCAUAGUAUGCAAAACUCAAAGUAAAAGUGUUUACUGACAUUUUCCACACGUUCCAGAUUGCCAAAUAGUGAUGUUGUUGUUCUGCAUCAAUUUUGAUGUUUUAAUAAACAUGAAUUAUUGCAUGGA